AUGGAAUCACAGUCAAAGGGCCCCAUUUCCUCUGCUAAGCCAGAGGGUGCUGUGCCUGGAAGACUAGCAAAGCAAGAGGGGGUUGGCAGGCUGACUGAAGAAAGAAUAUGCAAUACAUCCACUGCCACAUGUGGACCAGAAGUAGGAACUAAUGCAAAGAGGAAACCCUCUGGAGAUUUGAAAAUGAACAGUUACCCAAAACGCUGCAGCUCAAGUGAGGACAGCUUUGACUUACAGGGUAGCACAAGGUCAGAAGCUAAAAGCUUUGUUAAAAGCAAAAAUAAGGAUGAAGGUUAUCGAACCAAUCGAUUAAAGCACUGCCAGAAAGGGGGUGAAAAAGCCCAUGGAAUGGAACACUCUUCUCUAUAUCCAGCAGAAGUAGGAAACACAAGCCAAAAGCUCCAGAAACAGAAGAGUCAGAAGAAAAGCAGUUCCUCCGCAUCUGAUUUGAGCUUGGUGAGUCAAGGAUCAUCAAGUUCAUUGUCUAUCGUGGAAGAAAAAAUUGAAGCGAAACUCAAAUUCUCUCAAUUUAUUAAUGAAGUUACUUUCAGAGUGCUUGAUCCCAUGAGCCUAAGGGCAUACAGAGCUGCUAAACUGAAAAACACCUUUCCAUUCAGUGUAAGAAGCCUAGAUGAUUUGCAUAUUAAGAGAAAGUCUCCUGAAAGCUGGAAAAAGAACAUUCUAGAUGGGAAAACCCCUGAAGAAGUAGACUUAGAGAGUCUGAGAAAUAACGACAUUGUGUCUGGAGCAAGAACACGCAAAUUAGAGAAAUCCUUGUCCCUGGAUACAAAUCCCUCUCUCAGGCCACUUGAUAACGGUGCCUCAUGCAGAACAAGAACUGGCUUGCCUGUAGAAAUUAUGAUUUCUCAAAGCAAAAAAAUGCCAGCCACAAAAUCUGCGUCUCUGCCUAGAAGUACAAGCAUGGUGAGCUCUUUUUCAAAUCACUUCUUUGUGUGGGUACGAAAUUCCUGGGUGCCAACCUGUCUAUGGCAACCUAGAAUUCUCCAGGGCAGGCUCGCAAAAUCUUCACCUUCUCUCUGGGACAGUACUUUACAAGAACAGAAGGGGGAAUUACGAAAGCGUCUGUCGUACACUACCCAUAAGCUGGAAAUGCUUGAAACGGAAUUUGAUUCUACACGUCAGUAUCUUGAAAUAGAAUUGAGACGUGCUCAGGAGGAACUUGAAAAAGUAACUGAAAAGCUGAGAAGGAUACAAAACAAUUACCUAGCCUUACAAAGAAUUAAUCAGGAUCUGGAGGAUAAACUUUACAGAAUGGGUCAGCAUUAUGAAGAGGAAAAGCGGGCUUUGAGCCAUGAAAUAAUUGCACUCAAUAAUCACUUAAUAGAGGCCAAGGUGACAAUAGAUAAGUUGUCAGAAGACAAUGAACUCUAUAGGAAGGACUGCAAUUUAGCUGCUCAGUUGCUCCAGUGCAGCAAGAAUUACGACAGGGCACAUAAGCUUUCUGAGAAAUGCACAAAGAAUGUGGCCACCACAUUAGUCAAAGAACAAUAUAUACUACCAUCUGACUUUCAGGAAAGAGUCAGCAUCCAUCUGGAAAAACAUGGGUGCAGCCUUUCUGUCCCCUUGUGCCACUCAAUCUUACUGACACCAAUACCCACUUGCGUCAUUGCCAAAGUACUGGAAAACCAGAUCCAAACAGCUUGUCUUCCACACUUGUCCAGUCCCUUACAAGGGAUUCUCAAUUUCCAGGAGCCUGAUGGAAAACUCGGACAAACUCAGUACAAGUCAGAUAUUUAUUGCAGUGACACCGCCCUUUACUGCCCUGAGGAGAGGAGAAGGGAGAGGAGGCAGAGUAUGGACACACAAGUUAAAGACGUGGGGUUCCUGCGGUCCCAGAACUCCACGGACAGCACUGUAGAAGAAGAUGGUUUCCAUUCCAGCUUCUCCCACGAAGCCUUCCCAGAGUACAUUACCUCUCUGCCAACAUCCAGUUCCUAUUCCAGCUUCAGCGUCACAUCUGAGGAGAAGGAGAACGCCCAAGCCAACACUCUGACAGCUUCUCAGCAAGCAAUCUACAUGAGCAACCGAGAUGACUCUUUGAAGAAAGUCACUGCAGGUUAUGAGCAUCAGGGAAGUCCUAGGUUUGAAUCCAAACCUGCGCAGCACAUGGAGCUGGCAGAGGAUAACGAGAACUCGCACUUUACCAGGACUCUGCCUCCUUAUGCAAGUGAGCCUUUUCAUUUCGCAGCCAUAACACCACAGCAGGCUUUAGCGAAUCAGAAAAUGAGGAGCGAGUGCAGGAGCACCCACCUCUCAGAGGAAGACUUGCCUGGGCGAUGGAGGCAGCUGAGCGUGGAGGACAUUGGUGCAUACUCCUACAGGAACACUGACAGGCUGUCACCCUGUAGUUUUUCAGAGCAGUACUACAGCAGCCCUAUUAAGAAGGGAGACAGCCGAACGAGCCCCAUCUAUGCUAGCUACAAAGCAGAUAGCUGCUCAGAGGGAGAUGAUAUCUGCCAAAGCAGACUUGUGGAUUCUUGCUUCCUGAGAACAGAUGGUGGCCUGAAUAUUGACAUCAGUGCUAGCUGUAAGCAGGACAAAUUGCCCACUUACAAAACAAAAGAAUCAAGAGACCAAAAAAAUGAGAGGAUCACGGUCCAGUUAUGCAGUAGCAAAAACAUCGAAAAUAGCCCAGUAUUGAAAAGAGAGUAUGUGGACGUGAGCCCCAACAGCUCAGCAGAGUCCCUCAAUCAGAGUUCAGUGGAGGCUUCAGAAAUCCACCAGUCUUCCAUGGAGCAAGGAAGCCAUUCGGGAAUUCACAGCAAACAGCAGCAGUUUCAACGGACUGGAAGCACUGGGUUGAGUCGGAAGGACAGCCUUACAAAAGCACAGUUAUACGGAACCCUUCUCAACUAG
Molecule: messenger RNA, 2877 nt
Organism: Calypte anna (Anna's hummingbird)
Lineage: Eukaryota; Metazoa; Chordata; Aves; Apodiformes; Trochilidae
Gene: BEGAIN
Product: brain enriched guanylate kinase associated
Cellular component (GO): synapse
Source: RefSeq, a predicted model, not a curated record